GCCCGCUCCCUUUCAAUUGCAAGUAUGUCUCGCGUCUUGUCUGACCCUCUCUCCCUGCCUGAUCCGGCUCGGUCUUCUUCGCUGUGGCCUUCCCGCCCCCGUCCCCUGUGCUGUACCAGGCCGCUUUGGGUCACGCCAAUUGGCUGUCCACCCCUAUCCUUGCUGCGACAUCAUCGCUGACAUAUUUUUUCCAACUUGCCAGCGAAGCCUCAUCCCUUCUCAACCACUACGCUGUUUCUUUCGAUACGGACUGGUCCCUUAGCGAUAAACCUCGCCCGACACCCAUCCCUUCGAUUCCCUCUGGGUAGUUCGUGCGAAUGUUGAAGGAAGGAGGCCUCGGCAUCCCCUAGUCAACCCCUCUCCCCCCCUACAACAUCGAUAACCUGCGACCGGCAUCAUUGCCUGUACCUUCAACCGCGUCGACUCCUUCCGUCAUACGAUCCUUACCCAGCCACGGCCGAGACUCCCUCAUGACUGCCGUAGCGAGCCCCCCUAGCUUCCAGCAACUCAAUCGACCGGGAUGGAAUGUUAAUGGCGGACAAAGUCUGAAUUCAAUGAAUCCAGAAGACGUCAGAGGCAUGUUUGUGCCGCGGAAGACGCUGCAGAGAAGCAACUCAUCCUCGUCUGUCGCCUCCACGUCGUCAAACUCAUCAACUACCACGGUCGCCACGAAUGCCUCGCAACCAAAUGGCACCCCGGCGUCCACGAACUCCGACAUGAGUUCGUGGUCCAGCACCGCAUCGCGGAAACGCCCGCAGCCCAAAAACGGCCCUUGGCCGCCGAGCAAGCCAGAAGGCCAGGCCGAGUUCGGCAGACCGGUCAUGCGUUCGCCAAUGAACGGAAUUAACGGCAAUUCAUCGUUGCAGGCCCUACCAGGGCAGCCACAAAUGAUGUCGCAACAAGGGCUUGCCGCAAGACCUGCCGGCGAUCCCAUGCCCAGCGGCCAGCCUGUUCUCUAUCUCCUGUCGCUCAACGGCACAUUCGAGCGCAAGACCAUAUCGGUGCCAUUCUAUCCGGAGAGCCUUCGUAUCGGCCGACAGACGAACCAGAAAACGAUCCCAACAGCCACAAACGGCUACUUCGAUAGCAAAGUCCUAUCCAGGCAGCACGCUGAAAUUUGGGCAGAUCGCAUGGGCAAGAUUUACAUUCGCGAUGUCAAGUCAUCCAACGGAACCUUCGUUAACGGGACGCGCCUUUCGCAAGAGAACCGCGAAUCCGAACCACACGAAUUACAGACAGGAGAUCAUCUAGAGCUGGGAAUCGACAUCGUGAGCGAGGACCAAAAGACCGUCGUCCACCACAAGGUAGCCGCCAAAGUCGAGCAUGCUGGCUUCAUGACACCCUCCAGUAACGUCAUGGACAUGAGCUUUGGCGACUUGGAUCCGGCUAACGGUGGCAUGAUGAUGCCUGCACCGGGACCAAUGCCGUAUCGUGGUCGUACGGGAAGCAACGCGUCAAUGGCCAGCAACGGCCGUGUGAUGGCUCCCCAGAACAUGGCUGGCAUACCCCCCAGUGGCGGAGUUGCUCGUGGAUUCUUACUGACACCCAUUACCACGGAGCACAUCGUAAAACGGCUACAUAACGAGAUGCGAAGUGCACGACUACAGUCUCAAGACUUGUCAAGGACGGGCCACUUCAUUCAUGCCUUGUUGAGCAAGGAAGAUGUCAAGGAUCUCGAGAAACCCGAGGCACCAGAAGCCACCAAGCAGCUCCCUAAUGGCAACGCUCUGCCUUUCCGAAACGAUGCAAAGACGAGAUUCUCCGACCCGCCUGCUCCUCCGCCCCAACAACCCCUUCCGGAGAAACCGGAUGUGCCUUCCCUCAAACGAGGUACCACUGAGCGACCCAAGACGAACAGCACUCCGUCACCCGUGGGACGCGACAAUCUGCACCAGAUCAUCCAGCUAACGGAGGCUCUGAACAAUGCCAAGAAGGAGAUGGAUACCCAGACUGCCCGGAUUAAGGACCUGGAGGACAUGUUGCGCAAAGAACGCGAAGCACGCGAGCUUGCCGAAGAUAUGGCAAAGAUACUCGAGGACAGUGCUCCAAAGGAACUGAACGGCGGGCCCAAAGAACACGACACCGAGAGCACACUUGAAGAAGCUUUUGAGCCUCCUCACGAGGCUUUAGAGACCCAUGACAUCGAAAUGACAGAUGCCGAACCACUUGUCAAGGAGCCGGCACCGGAGAGCGCUGAAGAGAUUGCUGCUCGUUUCCAAGUCAAGAUCGAUACCAUGAUGACCGAGAUGAGCGAUCUUAAGCAGCAGAUGGACGCUUGGAGGCAAAGAUGUGAGAAGGCUGAGAUGGAACGCGAUGCCGACCGCAAGACUUUAUCAGAGAUGGUUGCUCAGAUCCGAAGAGACGAAGAAGCUAGGCAGUCAGCGGCUGCGGCAGAGAAAAUUCGGUCUCCAUCCCGUGGGCGACGCGGUCGUAGUGAAAGAGCCACCGAGAAGACUACGACCGUGGUCCAGACAGACGGAUCUAACGAGUCGACGCCCGCGCCAACCCAGACAGCGUCCCCCUUGGACGAUCCCAGCGACAAGCCUACACUAUCGCGGGCUAACACUAUCACGCCACUUACCAUACCACCGGGCAAGCUGGCGAAAGAUCAGGCCAUGAUGGCCGGCGUCCCCUACGCCUCCAUGCUGGGUGUGGUGAUCAUAGGAAUGGGCCUCAUGGCCUACAUCAACGGCUGGCAACCCGAACCAACUUCCCGUCACUGAAGGCAAUCGUUGAAAAUCUACUACUUCGAUUCUCUAGACACGCACUUUUCUCGCUGGCAUUGCACAUACCUACGGCGUUUCUGCAUUGAAAGCGGUCAAUCGUUUCACACCGACUUCCGUCCCGUCGUUUUCAUUUUUUCUAGUUCCCUAUGUACCUAUUACUUUUUAUUUUCUCUUUUCUGUAUGAAUUGCGAGACCGACGAUUGUUUCAUCCCUGAUGUCUCUAUUUCUCACGAGCAAUAGAGACAAACACGGUAGGGAAGGCGUUUCACUUCCUCUUUUUUUCUUUCCUUUUUUUUUUCGGAAUUCAAAUCCUUUCGAGGUCUUACUUGAUCCGCGCUGCAGCACGGUGUUCUCUUUGUGAACUUUUGGGCAAACCAGGAACGGGAAACGGAAUGAUGGACGACGACUUUUUCUUUAUACUGGGCACAAAAAA
Molecule: messenger RNA, 3159 nt
Organism: Colletotrichum navitas
Lineage: Eukaryota; Fungi; Ascomycota; Sordariomycetes; Glomerellales; Glomerellaceae
Product: FHA domain-containing protein
Exons: 2
Coding region: 471-2723 (750 amino acids)
Cellular component (GO): cytoplasm
Molecular function (GO): protein binding
Source: RefSeq, a predicted model, not a curated record